AUGAGGUUCCCACUGCUGUGGUUUGGUGUGCUGAGCUCUCCUGCUAACCCUGACCAGAUGAAGUGCAGAGUUGCUAACCGCUUCCCAGGUUUCUCCCUCAACUUUAGCCGUCCCAGGCAUUCCAUCUCCAGGAGUUCACCCUCAAACAUCGAGCUCGUCACCAUGCCUAAGGUGAAGGAACUCCAGCAGAACAUCACAGAGAAGGUCACCCAAACGCUGUCUCUGGGCACCAAUGUGUUCCCUGAGUAUCAGCCCCAGACUCCAGAUGUCCAUAAGUGGAUCAUGCUGCACUCCAGUCCCUCUAAAGCAGUAUGGGAUUGGGUCGUCCUGCUGCUAGUGCUCUACACUGCAAUCUUCACUCCCUACUCAGCUGCAUUCCUGCUUAAUGAGCUGGCAGAGAAUCAGCAACACGUCUGCGGUUACACCUGCAACCCGCUAAAUAUUGUGGAUGCCGUUGUGGAUCUUCUGUUCAUGGUGGACAUCGUGAUCAGCUUUCGCACUACAUACAUCAGUCAUAAUGAUGAAGUGGUAACACAGCCAAAACGCAUUGCUAUCCACUACAUUAAAGGCUGGUUUCUUAUUGACAUGGUGGCUGCCCUUCCUUUUGACCUGCUCAUCUUUAAAUCUGGAUCAGAUGAGACAACAACCAUUCUGAUUGGUCUCCUGAAGACUGCACGACUGCUCCGAUUGGUCCGUGUGGCCAGGAAGUUAGAUCGGUACUCAGAGUAUGGAGCUGCAGUCCUCUUCUUGCUCAUGUGUACUUUUGUGCUCAUCGCACAUUGGCUGGCUUGCAUCUGGUAUGCUAUUGGUCAUGUGGAGAGGCCCUACAUGAAAACAGGCUGGUUGGAUAACUUGGCUGAUCAACUAGGGAAGUAUUAUAAUGACAGUGAUGCCACCUCAGGACCAUCCAAAAAGGAUAUGUACGUCACUGCGCUAUACUUCACCUUUAGCAGUCUGACCAGUGUGGGUUUUGGGAAUGUCUCACCCAACACCAACUCUGAAAAGAUCUUCUCCAUCUGUGUCAUGCUUAUUGGCUCCCUCAUGUAUGCCAGCAUAUUCGGAAAUGUCUCUGCAAUCAUACAGCGUCUUUAUUCUGGAACCACGCGCUACCACACGCAGUUGCUGAGGGUCAAAGAGUUCAUCCGUUUCCACCAAAUACCACCCGCCCUGAGGCAGAGGCUGGAGGAAUAUUUCCAGCAUGCUUGGUCCUACACAAAUGGCAUUGAUAUGAAUGCAGUUUUGAAAGGAUUUCCUGAAUGCCUACAGGCUGAUAUCUGUCUGCACUUGAACCGCAAUCUGCUACAGAACUGCAGGGCCUUCAAAGGGGCCAGUAAACCUUGCCUGAAAGCCCUUGCCAUGCGCUUAAAAACCACCCACUCCCCACCAGGGGACACUCUCUACCAUCAAGGCGAUAUUCUCCAUACCCUGUACUUCAUCUCCUAUGGCUCAAUUCAGGUGUCCUGCAAUGACGUUGUCCUUGCUAUACUAGGCAAAAACCAUAUCUUUGGCGAGCCCAUUAACUUGUACACAGAACCUGGCCAAUGCAAUGCUGAUGUGAGGACACUCACCUAUUCUGAUCUCCAUCAAAUCCAGAGAGAUGAUCUCUUGGAGGUCCUAGACAUGUACCCAGCCUUUGCUGAAAGCUUCUGGAGGAAUCUGGAGAUCACUUUCAACCUCAGAGAAGUAGAUCAGGUCCUUCACACCCUACACAGCGAAGAUAAUGGCUGCGAUUACCAUAUUAAUCACCCAAGACGUCACAAAAACUCACUAGAAAGGCGCAACAGGCCAGAUGGAAUGGAUCAAGAUGAUUCCUAUUCAGUACAAACAUGUACCCACCUGGGUCAUCACUGCUUUGCUGGCUCUCACACUCACUGGGAUGAACUGUAUAGCUGUGGCUCCUCCAGAACUCAGUCCAGUGAGAACAUCAACAAACGACCUCUUAUCCACAGCCAGGUAUAUACACCUGAAGGAGACCCCCAGGAUUACCCUCCAUCUGCCCUACGGGUGAUUCCACCCAAUAGCAAAUCUGGAAUGGGUAUAGAGCCUGCAAUGGACAGAGCUCAUCUCUCUGGAUUGUACCAUUAUUGGCCAAAUCGCUGGUCCACUCAGUGUGCAGGCCGUUCUUACAAAUACUCUUCUGUCCAAGCCUCAUAUCAUCCACCUCCGUUUUCAGAAGACUGUCCAAGCGAGCUUGAGUCCAGACUCGAGUUAAUGCAAAGUCAGCUUAACAGACUCGAGGCAAGAAUGACUGCAGAUAUUAACGUGAUUCUUCAGCUCCUCCAGAGACAGAUUACCCCUGUACCCCCAGCAUACAGCUCUGUAUCACCUGGUAACCACUGCCCAGACCCCUCGAUCCUGUAUGGAACUAGUGCACCAGUGCUCUACAACCUGUACCCCAUUCAAACGGAGAGCAGAGCUACUAUGAUCCAGGUGAAGAUCUUCUUGGAAAAAGUUCACAGUUUUGUUUAG
Neoarius graeffei (lesser salmon catfish) is the source of this 2469-nucleotide messenger RNA. It is a transcript of the gene kcnh6b, whose product is annotated as potassium voltage-gated channel, subfamily H (eag-related), member 6b. The transcript has 12 exons. Gene Ontology annotation, cellular component: membrane. Gene Ontology annotation, molecular function: inward rectifier potassium channel activity. Gene Ontology annotation, biological process: membrane repolarization during action potential; regulation of ventricular cardiac muscle cell membrane repolarization; potassium ion transmembrane transport. Lineage: Eukaryota; Metazoa; Chordata; Actinopteri; Siluriformes; Ariidae. Bases 1 to 2469 code for a protein of 822 amino acids. The record is from RefSeq and is a predicted model, not a curated record.